UCCCCAACCAUCUCCAUCUCAUCCUCUUCGAGCUCCUCCCAUCGUCAGCAAUGUCGGGCCGCGGCAAGGGAGGCAAGGGUCUCGGCAAGGGCGGCGCCAAGCGCCACCGGAAGGUCCUGCGCGACAACAUCCAGGGCAUCACCAAGCCGGCCAUCCGGCGUCUUGCGCGGAGGGGCGGCGUGAAGCGCAUCUCGGGACUCAUCUACGAGGAGACCCGCGGCGUGCUCAAGAUCUUCCUCGAGAACGUCAUCCGCGACGCCGUCACCUACACCGAGCAUGCCCGCCGCAAGACCGUCACCGCCAUGGACGUCGUCUACGCCCUCAAGCGCCAGGGACGCACCCUCUACGGCUUCGGAGGCUGAGCCUCAAGAUUCGUCGGGUGUUCUCUCUUGGACCUCUGAUUCUUUAGAUCUGUUAGGGUUUCGUUGAGUCGGGUCGAUAGCCUGUAAUCUGUGGUCGAAUCUGUUUCAUAUGGAUGAAUGAAUGA
This is a messenger RNA of Lolium rigidum, 487 nucleotides long. Its product is annotated as histone H4. The record is from RefSeq and is a predicted model, not a curated record. NCBI's taxonomy places the organism in Eukaryota, Viridiplantae, Streptophyta, Magnoliopsida, Poales, Poaceae. Gene Ontology annotation, molecular function: structural constituent of chromatin; protein heterodimerization activity; DNA binding. Gene Ontology annotation, biological process: nucleosome assembly. Bases 51 to 362 code for a protein of 103 amino acids. The transcript has a single exon. Gene Ontology annotation, cellular component: nucleosome.